Molecule: messenger RNA, 579 nt
Organism: Macrosiphum euphorbiae (potato aphid)
Lineage: Eukaryota; Metazoa; Arthropoda; Insecta; Hemiptera; Aphididae
Source: the annotation of a GenBank genome assembly
AUGGCAGUUGCAGAUUCCAAAUAUCGAUUUGUGUACACUAACGUUGGGAGUUAUGGUAAAGACUGUGAUUCUUCAGUGUUUAAGAGGUCUAGUUUGUGGAAGUCAAUAGAAAAUAAUGAACAACAAUUGCCAGAAGCAAAAUCUUUGCCCGGAAUAGACAGUCCAAAACUACCUUACUUCUUCAUUGGAGACGAAGCAUUUGGUUUACAUAAACAUUUACUGAGACCUUUUGGUGGAACACAUCUAACAGUCGAUAAAAGAAUUUUUAACUAUCGACUAUCUAGAGCAAGAAGAUUUGUUGAAUGCUCUUUUGGGAUCCUCACAAAUAAGUGGCGGGUAUUUCAUCGACCAAUUAAUGUACAACCAGAAUUUGCUGUCAAAAUUGUAAAUGCUGUUUUACAUAAUUUUGUACUUGAGAGGGAUGUAUAUAACGAUUUGGAUACAAUGUCAAUCACAGGUUUGUCAGAUAUAUCUGAUGAGAGUAACGUAAGAGGAGGCCUUACACCAAAUAACAUAAGAAAUACAUUGUGUAAAUAUUUUGUUUCUGACGUCGGAAGUCUACCAUGGCAAAUGUCGUAA